This is a messenger RNA of Brassicogethes aeneus, 964 nucleotides long. The record is from the annotation of a GenBank genome assembly. NCBI's taxonomy places the organism in Eukaryota, Metazoa, Arthropoda, Insecta, Coleoptera, Nitidulidae.
UCAUAAUAUACUUACCUAUCUAUUAAUAAAUAAUAUACUUAUGUACACACAAUAUUGUGAAUGAUAGUGUUGUGACAAUACCUAAAAUGAGCCAUAUAUUAGAAUCUGAUAUUACACUAGAAAUGGGGAUCCUAAUGUAUCCAGUGUUGUUGAUAACUUUUGUUGUGCUUAUGUGGACGAUAAGUUCAGCAACAAGAUAUUACAUUAAAUUUAUUUUAUUUAGUGUACUUAGUUUAAUAGCUGCCACCUCCUGUAUUCCAAUUAUGUUAGUAAAACCCAGAGACAGCAAAAAUGCAUUAAUGCCUGCUUUGUUUUGUCGUUACAUUGCUUCAUUAUUGGGGCUUUCCUACACCGUUGAAGGACAUGAAAAUAUAAUUAAAGGAUCAGGAUGUGUAAUUUUGAUUAAUCAUCAAAGCGCGUUGGAUUUGAUAAUUUUAGCAUAUCUUUGGCCAAUAAUGGAUAAUUGUACAGUUGUUUCGAAAAAGGAAGUACUUUAUUUACAACCUUUUGGAUCAGCCGCUUGGUUAUGGGGCACCCUUUUUAUUAACAGAUCUGAUAACAAAGAUUCCAGAACAAAAGUGAGCAAGACUGAGCAAGCCAUAAGAAAUUAUAAGGCUCGAAUUUUAAUGUUCCCCGAAGGCACUAGAAAUUUAAAAAAAAAAUUAGUACCUUUCAAAAAAGGAGCUUUCCAUUUGGCUCUUGACGCAGGGUGUCCAAUCCAACCUGUUUGUGUUAGCAGAUAUACCUUUUUAGGAAAAAACAGAUUUGACAAUGGUCAUGUUCACAUACAAAUUUUACCGGCAAUAUCGACAAAAAAUCAUACCAAAGAGGACUUGCCAAAAUUGAUUGAUGAAUGUUAUAAAACAAUGUCUGAACAUGUGGAGUUAAUAUCAACCAUGAAGAGUUCUUGACAAUAAGUUGAAAUAUAAUUAGAUAUGUGUAUAUAAAUUAUAACAAAUUAAUA